Messenger RNA from Sturnus vulgaris (Common starling), 2707 nucleotides. RefSeq names its product centromere protein L (gene CENPL). The record is from RefSeq and is a predicted model, not a curated record. Lineage: Eukaryota; Metazoa; Chordata; Aves; Passeriformes; Sturnidae.
AUGGCGGCGGGGCGCGCCCCCGCGCGGGGGCCGACGGGAGCCGAGUUCGAACGGCGCCGGCGGGCCGCGGCCGCCAUGGCGGAGGAGGCGCUGGAGGACGGCGCGGCGCGGACCCUGCCCAGCCUCAGGCAGCUCUCCCGGGCUCUGCCCUUCGGACGGAGCCACGGCCGCCUCGGCAUCAGCUCCAGCGGCCGCCUCAUCGUGCCGGCGCUGUGCUCUCAGGAAAACGUGGAUCCGCAGAAGACAGCGUUCGUGCUGUGCAAAGCCUGGACGCUGUACAGCGUGACCCCCCUGUACGGCUUCCGCCGCGCCCGCCUCAGGGACUACGCGCGGCUGCUGAGCGCCUUCAUCGCCGCCGAGAAGCAGAAGGGGCUGGCGGUGGAGGUGGGCGUCGAGCUGGACAUCAAGGUGGCCCUGUCCAGCCUUGCCGAGCUCCGGGGCAGCGAGCUGGACCAGGCUGCCCUCCUCGUUCAGCUCUCUUCAAGGUCACGAGCUUCCUCCAAGAACUCUGAAGACAAACUGGUGUGGUCGGGCUGGUUCUGCUCCAUGUUUGGAGAUGACUUUUCCGAGAACGUGCCGGAGGACUUCACCUGCCUGCCCCUGUUCCUGACCCACGGGGCCGAGACCUACACGUCCUUGGUUGGCAGCUGGUUCCAGAAAACUUUUGACUGCUGCUUCCGCCGCCUGGCCAUCAGCCCCCUGAACCUCAGCUGGAUGGUGGCCAUGUGGGCUGGCUGCAAGCUGGACAGAGCUGCCUCUGCCGUGGAACUCGUCUUCUCCAUGCCCCGCCUGUCCCAGCCCUUGGAUAUUUCAUACGCCAUCCACCCAGAGGAUGCCAAAGCUCUGUGGGACACGGUGCAGAAAACGCCAGGAGAGAUCACCCAAGGGGAGGUGGAUGUCUUCAUGGACUGCCUUUACGCCCACUUCCACAGGCACUUCAAGAUCCACUUGUCAGCUGCGAAGCUGGUGAAGGUCUCCACAGGGGUUGCCUCGGCACACUGUGAUGGGAUUGUAAAGAUUCUACACAGCCAAUACCUGCCUGAAGUGCUGAUGCUACUGACUGAACUCGCAAUCUCUCAGAUACAGUGAGAGCCAUUUCAGUAGCUCUUCAUACUAAAAAGGCUUUCUGUUUGGACAAUCUGUGCUGAGAAACCACCAGGAAACUCACUCCUGCAGCAUCUUCUUUCCUCUCAUUCUGGCUGUCCAAAGUCGGACUGUAACUCCAGCAUUUGGCUGUGUAACUCCAUGCCAUGCACAGCGAAGUCAAGCAGACAUUUGGCCCUGAAGAAGGGCUGCAAUGCAAACUUGUGACAGCUUCCUGAGCACCUUUGUUUUCUCAGAGUCACUCGUUCCAUUUAUGUGCAGGUAUCACCUCAGAGACAAACAGUGCAAAUUCUUGAUGCAACUUACUGACAGGUAUUUCUAUUGUUUCAAAGUUGGUUUUUACUGGGCAGCCUAAGCUACACAGACCUUGGCCUUGGCUAAACUGUGACUACUCUUGGGCUAGUCUAAGUGCAAGGUUCAGCACACCUUAUAAAGGGUACAUGCUCUACAAUCCAGGGCAGAAAAAUCCAGGUUUCUAACUCCCUUUUUGGCUUGUUAAGGGUAUUUGAUAAUGGUGAUAGUAUUUAUUUAUGUUCCAGUUGGGCAUGAGAUUGGACACAAGGCACUUGUCAGCCUGUUGGCCCUCUCAGGCAAGUUAAUAGAUAGGAAAGUGAGGUGUGGAUAAGCUUGUAAUGUAAUGUUUGUAAUCUUGGAUGCAAUCCUGUGGGCCAGAGAGCUCUCAGGGUUGGAGCUGUGUGCUGUAAUUUGAUGUUGGAUCCCUCCCUUUUGGAGCAGGGAAGUGUUCAAAGGAACAGUGUACAGUGUCUAGCUAGACAGUUAAGGAGCAGAAAGUAGCACCUGCUAAGACAUUUUUGUAGUACAGUAUUAAAUAAAGAAAAUAUGUUUCAUCUUAUGUCUUAAGGAAAGACCACCUAUGUCUAACUAAAUGUAUCCUUGCACGGGGCUCAUUUCCAACUACAGCUUACCUGACCAAACCACCUCUUUUUACUUAUUAAAUGCUUCUGUGAGCAGCAAAAUUCCAAGUCUAGUUUCUUGCUUCGUACUUGUACAGCAUCUCUAGGAGCUGAUUUGUGCUACGACCUCCUCCUAAACAGGGGUGCAAGUUUCCUUUCUUUUCCCAGUGUAAAGCUACAUAACAUGACAUAACUGCAUGUCUAGUUCCUAACCUAUUUCCAGAAUUAAACAAAGAAACACGCAUUUGGUUUCAGAUUCUUUACUAGAUGAAGAUAGAUUAUUUUUGCAUGUUAAAGUUGAAGUCUGUGGUAUAACUCUUACCCUGGUACCAUCAGCUAAGUGAUCUUCUGAAGGUCUUGGCAGCUCAGAAGCUACUUUAACUAUCAGUUCUGGUGCUUUAGCUUCCUUUUUGGAAAUAUCUCAGACAAAGUUUGCUAUCUGGAGUCAGGAGAGCACUGGACAAAGGAGUACAAGGUCUGGAAAUAACUGGCACCUGUAUUUGGUUUGAAAAUAGGACUGUUACAUCUAGGGCUAAGUUUUAAAUCUAAUCCUCAGAUCUUUCCAACAAAUAUACAUAAAUCAUCCCUGAAAACCUAAAUUCUUAUAGCCUCUUUUAACCUCUUCCUUGUGUUGUCCUCAUUGAUAAAUGCAGUUAAUUGAGCAGAGAUAAGAUUUAGCCAGAUAGUAC